UAUGCUCAACAAAUCAUCUUAUCAAAAUGAGCUGGAUUCAAUUGAAAGACAAGCUCGUGGUAACGCCAAGAAAACGCUUUCUGAGUUACUUCGGCUGCCAGAGAAUCUAGAAAAAGUGGAAUUUCAUAGGGAAACGGUUGCACAGAAAAAGAGUUCUGUAGAAGCAAUGCUGAAAUCUGCUGUUGAGUCAAAUUUAGACGGUGUAAAAACUGGUUUGACUCAGCUCUCAAAAGCUCAGAAUGAUAUAAUGGCUAUAAGAGAUAAUCUGAAAGAAAUUGCGAAAAUUUUCGGUGAUGUUAAAGAAGCUAGUAGAAAGUUAGAAAAAGUUAAAGAAGAAAAUUCUCGACAUUCUCUUUUAGCAACAGCAGUUGAUAACGUAAAAUAUAUAUUUAAUGUCCCUGAAUGCGUGAAAUCAUGUCAGAAAGCUAUUGAUGAAAGUCGAUUGCUUCAGGCUCAUAAAUUAUUAUGUGAUUUGGAGACGUCACGAAACGAUCUUCUUUUAGAAUUACAUAAUCAUCAAACAGAAUCUUCAACUGAACAAUUCAAGAGAGUCAGAAAUUAUUUUGAACAAGUUCAAAAUUUAAGAGGAUCGUUGGAAAAGCAAUUAUUUAUGAUAUUGUCGCGAGUUCUAGAUGGUGUUAAAAAAGAACCUAAGAUGAUAGUAAACGUUUUGAGGAUUAUUGAGAGAGAACAAAUGGCUGAUAAUUUAUUUAUAUCACAAUACGACACCUAUGGCUUCCUACCACCCGGUAGACCUUUAAAAUGGCGAAAUAGGUGUUUCGAAACCCUUCAGAAAACAGUUUCAGAAAGAAUAUCAGCAAAUCAAGCAGCCGACAGAUCACAAGAGUCGAGAUGGAUUACUAUAAAUUUAGAACAUAUUCGACAGGCCACAUUAAAUGAUUUAAGAACUGUUAAUAUGCACUGCCAGCAUACUUUUCCUCCAGUUUAUAAAAUACAAACUAGAUUUCUUCAAAUGUACCAUGAAGCAAUUUCCAAACACUUAGAAGAAUUAAUUGAUAAAGACUUGACCACUAGAGAAGAAAUUUUCGAAAUUUUAUCUUGGGAAUCUGAAUAUUAUUCCGAAGGGUUAAUGAAACAUUCAACUCUAAGUUUUGAUCUCACUGGUUUAAAACCUCUAAUAUCUGAAAAGCUUAAGUUAGACUUAAAGGACAAGUACAUUCGUUUAACAAAAACGGAGUUGACAAAUUAUCUGAAUAACACUUUACGCUUGGAGAAAGGGGAAUGGAUAGAUAAUUCUAAAGAACCCAGUUCAGACUCUGAAGGACAUUUCAAGACAGAGCUACCCUAUUUAAUAUCAUCGUAUUGUGAGAGAACAAUGAAUGAAGCAAAGAGUAUUUCGGACGACCUAGCGACAGAAGUUAUGAACAUUUGGGCGGAAGAAAUGGAACAUUUCCACCGUUCAUAUUUAGCCGCCCUGAAAGACUUCAAAGAUAAUCAUACAGGAAAUAGGCAAAAAUAUAGCUUUUAUGUGCAACAAAUUAUAGCCAAUGCCAACAGUUGCGAAAGUAUAGAACAGUGUCUAAUAGGACAUCGGCGAAGGUUCACUCCAUCGAAGACUUACUCUCUAGAAGAUAGCAAGUUGGACAAAGCAAUGGUUAAUUAUAAGGCCUUAUCUAAAACACUUUGUAAGGACUAUCUUAUGGAAGAAUUAGCUGAAGAUAUAAAACAAUAUAAGUCAGUAUUAUUUACUGCUAAGUGGAUUGGAUCAAAUGAAGUUAUGCAAACAAUCAAUGCCACAAUAGAGGAUUAUAAUAAUGAUUUCAGACACUUAAAUGAUGAUUUACAUUUAUAUUUGAUGUCUGAAAUUAAACGUGAUAUUCAAACAUUUUACUAUAGAAGCAUGUUUUCACCUAAAAUAGCGUUCAAAUCUCCAGAGCAAAGAAAGCAAGUCUGUGAUCAAAUUCAGAUUGAGAUAUCAUCAACAUUGAUUCUGUUUAAUAAAAUCUGUCCUAGAUGUGUCAAUGAGAAUGAUCCUUUCUCAGAAACUAUUGUCAAGUACAUUUUGGAGCCUAUUAUAAUGACAGACACAGAACUUUUAUCUAUGGCUUUAGAAUUAAUAAAAACUCACGUACUAGGUCUAAAACUGGAAAAACUUACUGGUUUCUUAGCAAUGAGAGAGGAUUUGAAUAAGAGUGCUGCCGAGGCAAAAAUAAAGGAAAUUAUAGAGGAUAGCGCCGGAAAAACUGAUGACAAAUAUCUGAACACAGAUAAUUUCUUCUCCAAAAUCUAA
Dimorphilus gyrociliatus is the source of this 2251-nucleotide messenger RNA. The record is from the annotation of a GenBank genome assembly. Lineage: Eukaryota; Metazoa; Annelida; Polychaeta; Dinophilidae.